Eucalyptus grandis is the source of this 3614-nucleotide messenger RNA. RefSeq names its product BTB/POZ domain-containing protein At5g47800. The record is from RefSeq and is a predicted model, not a curated record. Lineage: Eukaryota; Viridiplantae; Streptophyta; Magnoliopsida; Myrtales; Myrtaceae. Bases 1526 to 3322 code for a protein of 598 amino acids. The transcript has 6 exons.
UGCAUUACAUAUGAAUGGCUAGAAAUUGCAAAAAUUAUGCUCAGCAUUCUCAAAUUAAACUUCUACUAUGACUGGCCCAAAAAAAUUGUGUUAUUAGUGCGUCAAUCUCAUAGUAGAUGAGAAGCAGCCAAGAGAUUUUGGACAUUGGUUCAGGUACUCAAUAUUUCUCAAUUUUUGGAAAGAAAUUCUAUAAAUCAAAAUUCAGCGAUGUUAGCACAAGAUAGCUACAAUACAUCUGUUUUGCUAAUUCAAAUAUGUAUCGGUGAUGCACACAGAUCUUGUUUAAAAAGAAGGAAACAGAUACCAAACUAUGCUCGAAUGUUUGUGCACUUGUCAUGACUACUCUUGUCAGAGUUCGGUUAAAACCUGAAUUAAUAGGUUUUAUCUCAAGCAAGACAUGUUAUUUAAGAAAGAUUCAAAUCCGAUUCCCAUUCUUCGCCUGCGUAUGUAAGAGGAAAACUGGGCAAGUUUAAUAUUGCCUUAGCUUUUUCAGAAAUUAUUAGCUUAGGCUCUUUGUGAGCCAAACUACAAUGCAAAUUAUGCUGAAAAUAGUUGGAGCAUCAAUUCAAUUGAAUUACAAUAUAUUUCUCGAGAUUCAAAAUAUUUUUAACAUUUCUCGGCAUAUAAGGAAACCAAAAUCUGCAAAACUAGAUGAAACAUGACCUGUUACGCAUAACUUCUUAACUAGUAAAUGUCCUCUCCAUUAUUUUUCCUCUUUAAAUUCUCGAAAGCAGUACUGCCUUCUCCUGGUGUGUCAGAUUCUAUCAUUUUCAAAAUCAGAUUUCCCAUAACUCCACAGUAAUUGAGGUGCCAAUUUUGUUCACAAGCAAAGGGUUGGUCCGUGCCGAUGCUGUAAUGUAUUACUUCCUUAUAGUGUCUAUGUAAUGAGCAAUAAAUGACGCAAUAAAGGUAGUAUUUAUAUGGUCGAGAGCGAGAUAGCUACUCAGUCAAUGCACGUAACUGCUGACCUCAUCUUUUUGAAAACCAAAAGUCUCGUCAUUUUAAGUCUUCUUUUUCUACAAUUGCAGCAUUUGUCAAAAGGGGUAGAAAAUCCCAAGAUUCUUCUUGAAUUGAAUCCGAUUUCUCAUUGUCAUACUUUAAUAGAUCAGUUGCUUUUAAAAAGUUUUUGUCACUUACCAUAAACAACAGAGGCGAAUCUGCACGACUUUAAGCAGAGUGCAGAGUGCUGUCCUAAGAGUUGGAGCCUCUUUCAUAUCUUGGCAUUUCUUCAGGGAAGUGUUAGGGCGGUUCACGUCUAGAGGGAAUUUUAACUAUAAAAGCAACCCAUUUCUGUUGGAAGCAUUAAUGAAAAGAAAGCUCCUGUUUGUUGUUGAUCGAUUCGUAGCUACACUUUGCUCGGGAGCUAUUCCAAAGUUUUGCAAUUGCUCAUCUUAAAAUGGAUAGACCAUAAUUGGUGGAAUUCUUGGCAGUUUGAAGCACAGUUGCUGGAAAGGUGAGGCUAUCAAGACUUAGAAUCUGGUCAUGAGCCCUGGAAUUUGGAUAGGAAGAAAAAGGAACCACGAAGAUGAAGUUUAUGAAACUUGGGACAAGGCCAGACACAUUUUACACAGAAGAAGCGACAAGAACGGUGACUUCAGAUACACCGCCAGACCUAAUUUUACGAAUCAACAACGUCAAUUAUCUUCUCCAUAAGUUCUCUCUGCUACCGAAAUGCGGUCUCUUACAACAGCUUUGCCCAGUGGAUGAUGGUGAAAUUACCAUAGAUCUCCAUGACAUUCCCGGAGGUGAAGAGGCUUUCGAGAUGUGUGCUAAAUAUUGCUAUGGAAUUACCAUCAACUUCAGCGCUUAUAACUUUCUACCGGCAUUUUGCGCUGCCAAGUUCCUCCGAAUGACCGAAGUGGUGGAAAAGGGAAAUUUCGUGAUGAAGCUUGAGGCUUUUUUCCAGUCGUGCAUUCUCGAGGGCUGGAAGGACUCCAUCAUCACGCUUAAGACUACAUCAAAAUUACCUGAUUGGUCUGAAUCUCUCGGAAUUGCUAGGAAGUGCAUCGACUCAAUUGUGCAGAAAAUUCUCACCCCUUCACCAAAGGUCACAUGGUCUUAUACUUAUACAAGACCAGGAUAUGACAGAAAACAUCGACAAUCAGUACCUCGUGAUUGGUGGACAGAAGAUAUUUCUGAUCUAGACAUAGACCAGUUCCGAUUUAUUAUCAUUGCAUUACGAAAUAUGCUCCCUUCACAGCUUAUUGGUGAAGCUUUGCAUGUCUAUGCCUCUCGCUGGCUACCAGACAUGAGUAGGACUAGCACUAUCGGAAGUACCACAUCACAACCAGAAGAAAUCACGAUGAAGAACCGGCGAAUCCUAGAGGCUAUUGUAAGCAUGAUCCCAGCGGAACAGGGUUCUCUUUCAAUUAAUUUCCUGCUAAGGCUACUGAGUCUUGGAAACUAUCUAGGGUCAUCUCCAUUAACCAAAACUGAACUUGUCCGGAGGUCCAGUCAACAGUUGGACGAGGCGACAGUGAGUGAUUUGCUGUUUCCUUCUUAUUCCGCAUCAGACAAACACUUUUACGAUGUGGAAUUGGUACGGUCCGUGUUGGAAAGUUUUUGGGUGCUGUGGAGAAGGCAGCCUCCUGGAUCUUCAGAGAAGGGAGAGUCUAUGAGGUCAGUUAGGAAGGUUGGGAAGCUCAUUGAUUCUUAUCUUCAAGUGAUAUCCAAGGACGUCAACAUGCCUGCGUCGACAGUAGUAUCUCUUGCCGAAUGCUUGCCUGAUAUUGCCAGGCCACUGCAUGAUGAACUCUACAAAGCUAUUAACAUCUACCUAAAGGAGCAUCCUGAUUUGUCCAAAGCCGACAAAAAGUUCCUCUGUCGGAUUUUAGAUUGCCAGAAGCUGUCUCCUGAGGUACGAGCGCAUGCCGUGAAGAACGAGCGCCUGCCCUUACGCACGGUGGUUCAAGUCCUCUACUUUGACCAAGAGAAAUCUGCCAGGGGAGCAACAACACCUCACAGCUUGGCUUCACAUGACACCAGAACUAGGGGCAAGGAGACUCUCGCUGCAAGAGAAGAUCAAGGCAAGCAAAAGCUAAGCCCGGAAGUUGGAUUUCCCAGACCAGAUGACACGACGAUAUCAGUAGCCGAAACCAGCACUACAGAUCAUCCUAGGAUAAUGCAACCGGAAAUGAAGCUACCACGAGAAUUGGAGAGGAAGUUGGUGAUGAGGGAGAUGGAGGAGGGAGUAGAGUCAUCAGAUAAGGCAAAGGAUGUCGCCGCAGACGAGAGAUCGCAAAGAAGCACACUGGACCCCCAUAAGAUCGGGAAAAAGACUGGUAAAACAGACCGUGGCCAUAAUAAAGGGCGAGAGAGAUAGCAAAUUGGCCGAUGGUCGUAUACAUCAGCAGGAAGGCGUUGUGUUGCACUUCAGGAUCUGUAACUUUUCCUGUGCCCAUCAAUUAGUUUGGUUCUGAGUCAUUAUUUGCAAUGUAAUCUGCUAUUUGUGAGUAGACAUAGCUUCUAUAAGAUGAGAGCCUCCAUAAACCAAAGAAGAAAUUCUACAGGAUCUAAUCCUAAGCCAUUCAUAUACCAAUAUACCAGCAACAUAGGCUGCUCUAUGUACCUCAUACACUCCUUUCCUCUAAAGAUAUGAAUUUUUUUCUGUCAGA